Molecule: messenger RNA, 416 nt
Organism: Drosophila gunungcola (fruit fly)
Lineage: Eukaryota; Metazoa; Arthropoda; Insecta; Diptera; Drosophilidae
Product: kunitz-type serine protease inhibitor PILP-3
Exons: 2
Coding region: 76-348 (90 amino acids)
Molecular function (GO): serine-type endopeptidase inhibitor activity
Source: RefSeq, a predicted model, not a curated record
UGGAUUCCAAGUAUAAAAGCACAUCAUUCGACUGAUCAUCUCAAACAAGUCGAAUAUCUUAAAAAACCAUUAAAAAUGAAGUUGCUUCUGGUUCUGGCAUGCAUCGUCCUCUAUGCGUCUAUUUCCUGUGCCCAGCAGCGCUGCGUCGGUCGUCCCAACAAUCAAAAUUGCAUCGGGGGCAAGCAUGAAGGACAUGGAAGAGUCUCCUCUUGUCGAGGAAAUGCUAUGGAUGAAAUGUGGUACUACAACCAGCGAUCCAGGAAAUGCCUUAAGAUGAAGUACCUGGGAUGUGGGGGCAAUCGAAACCGUUACUGCUCCUUAAGGCACUGCCAAAGCUCGUGUCCUUGAAAUGGAAUAUAUGAACACAUCUUGAUUUUGAUCUUAUAUGCAAUGAAAUAAAAAAACAAUUUUUAUAA